This is a messenger RNA of Dimorphilus gyrociliatus, 475 nucleotides long. The record is from the annotation of a GenBank genome assembly. NCBI's taxonomy places the organism in Eukaryota, Metazoa, Annelida, Polychaeta, Dinophilidae.
AAUGUUGUUGUUCAUGAACGAAUACGUAAUAGGAAAUGAUGAUAUAACUCUAGACGAAUGUACAAGUGGUAAUAGUAAAAAUUUUUGUUGCUUUGAGCCUGGUUAUGGUUGCUACAGACCCAAAUUAAGUAUACCUGGCUUUACUUAUAGACAUGGUAUGCUGACCGGUUAUGAUUCACUUGGAGUAGCAACCCCUGAUUUAGAAGAUCCUGAAGAUUGCGCAAAAUACUGCUUAGCAUUGCAUAAUUGCAUGGGGUUUACAAUGACAGAGACUCCCCAUCUUGGAAGAUACUGUUUCCCUAAAAGUAAUUCUUUUUUUACAACAGCUGCUCCCUCGGCUAUGCCAAAUAUGCUAUCUUAUGAUAGAUUUGGAUUUGGCUAUACCACUUGUGAACAAGGCGAAUGUACAGAGACAGCGCUAUAUACUGGAAAUGAAAAUUUUGCUGGCUUGUCUUCAAAAGUGCCGAGAAAAUAG